CUAUAAAUACAUUUCCCUCGCAUUUGAUUUCCCGCUCCUGCAAAACCCUAACCACUCGGAAAUGGGUCAGAAGCAGAAACACCAACCUAAUUCAGAUUCCAACAACGAUGCCAAGAAGCGACGCCGUGUCGGCUUCUCCGUCGUAGAUGCUGGUGUUGAGGCCAAAGACUGCAUCAAAAUCUUUCUAGUUUCAAGCAAAGACGAGUUCCUUGCUCCAGAGAGUUUCAUCAUUGAUCCUGUGGAUUUGAAUAGCUUUUUUGAUGAUGAUGAUGGGAAAAUUUAUGGUUAUGAGGGAUUGAAGAUUACCAUCUGGGUUAGUAGCAUAUCUUUUCGUACAUAUGCUGAUAUUACAUUCCAGAGUUCAUCUGAUAAAGGCAAAGGGGUCACAGAUCUGAAAUCUGCUCUUCAGAGAAUUUUUGCUGAUACUCUUGUUGAGAGCAAAGAUGCUUUCCUUCAAACAUUUAUUUCGGAUAAUGGUUUUGUUAGAACAUCGAUCUCAAAUGGGGAGGUUUUGAAGCACAAAGCUUUCAAUGGGAUUAUUGGUGAUUGUAAUAGGCAUGCUGAUUCAACUACUUCUGACAUUGAGGCUGUUCGUAUGGUGGUAGGAAACAUGACUACUGGGCACCUUUACAGUCGUCUAAUACCCCUUGUCCUUCUUCUUGUUGAUGGUAGCAGUCCUAUUGAUGUUACUGAUCCGAGUUGGGAGUUGUAUCUUGUGAUUCAGAAGGAAACUGAUCUGCAAGGAGAGAUGCAAUGCAGGUUGAUUGGUUUUACUGCUGUCUAUCGAUUUUACCACUAUCCUGAUGGUUCUCGAUUGCGACUGAGUCAGAUAUUGGUAUUGCCUCCUUACGAGCACAAAGGGUAUGGUCGGUUCCUUCUGGAGGUGCUAAAUGAUGUUGCCGUAUCUGAAAAUGUUUUUGACUUGACAGUAGAAGAGCCGUUAGAUCACUUUCAACAUGUCCGCACAUGUGUUGACGUACUUCGCCUGCUUCGUUUUGACCCAAUCCAAAAUUUAGUUAAGGUUGCUGUUUCACUUCUAAAACAAGGAAAGCUGUCAAAGAAAACUCAUCAUCGUCUAAUGCCGACUCCCUGUGCUAUUGAGGAUGUCAGGGAAAGUCUGAAAAUUAACAAGAAGCAGUUUCUCCAGUGUUGGGAGGUUUUGAUAUACCUUGGCAUUAAUCCUGUUGACAAGCACAUGGAUAACUUUUUGAGCAUUAUUUCCAAUCGUGUGAAGUAUGAUAUCUUUGGGAAAGAUUCUGGUCCUUCCGGGAAGCAACUUAUUGAAGUUCCAAGUGAUGUUCAACAGGAGGAGUCUUCAUUUGUCAUGUUCAGAUCAGGAGCUAACGAAGCUAGUACUGUGCAAAUGGAUGACAACCAGACAAACCAAGAAGAACAACUGCUGAAGUUAGUUCAGGAUAGGGUGAAAGAAAUACAAUUGAUUGCAGAGAAGGUAGCUAGCUCUCCCUCUUGAGAUCACAAACGUGGCUGUAAAUUGAACUUUGUCCUUCACAAGAUAGCAUGAAUGACAAGCUUAUGUCUCUAUGAUCUUGUUUGGUUGUUUUUCUAUUGGACAAUCAUACUGCUAUAUAGUUAUCUUGGUUGACAUUUCUGAAUUCUGAUAUCGGUAAACAAAGAAGAUUCCCUGGAAGCGCAAUCAAUACUGUAUUUUGGCUCUUUUUACCAGGCUGUAGUUAAAAAUCUUUCAUCUUAGGCUGUAAAGGAACCAUGUGAAGUAGUUGGUAUUUCUUACUAUCAUCAAAUGACUGAUUGAUCUCAGAAAAACUGUGUUAAAGCCAGAGUUUAGAAACUUUUUACAUGU
Molecule: messenger RNA, 1819 nt
Organism: Gastrolobium bilobum
Lineage: Eukaryota; Viridiplantae; Streptophyta; Magnoliopsida; Fabales; Fabaceae
Product: histone acetyltransferase type B catalytic subunit-like
Exons: 10
Coding region: 62-1471 (469 amino acids)
Biological process (GO): subtelomeric heterochromatin formation
Cellular component (GO): nucleus
Molecular function (GO): histone H4 acetyltransferase activity
Source: RefSeq, a predicted model, not a curated record